AUGGCAGAUCCUGAUUAUCCCAUGGACUAUGUCUCCCCUCCCGGAGAGCCAUAUACGUACCCAGAUAUCGACGAGACCAUUCAGUACCCGUGGCGGGAGAAUGAUGCUGUUGCCGCUCAGGGCAAUCCUGCUGACCCGGUGAUCGACCCGCUCCAAGAAGAUGGGGAUCUGUCCGAGGAUAGUCAAGACUCCCCGGGUCAAGGCCAGGGAUUUGCUGACGGUAUGGACGAUGAUGAGUCCGACUAUGAGUUUUCGCAGCAGGGAAGCGGAAGUGAGGAGGGAGAAGACGACGACGAGUCUUUUGAAGAUGAUGAUUCUGAUGACUCCGCCGUGGCACGACGCCGUCGUCGAGGUGGAGGGCGUUUUUCCGGCCGUUAUGGUGCCCGAGGUGGAAAGGGUAUCAAACGAGGACCACGCAAAGCGCUGGAUCCUGGACCAGAGUUCAAAAUGUUCCAUUCAGAAGCCACCUCCGCUUUCAUCGAUGGUGAUUACGACCGCGCUCAUGAGUUCGUGAACCAAGCAAUUCAGAUCAACCCCGAAAUGUUCCCGGCUCAUUCGCUAUUGUCGGAAAUUUGGCUGGCAAAAGGGGAUAAUGCCCGAGCCUUGCAAGCGCUUUGGAAUGGUGCUCAUACCCGACCAAAGGACCCUACCGUUUGGAUGAAGGUUGCACGCCUUCUUCUGGAGCGCGCUGGUGAAAGUCGUGCGAGUGCAUUGAACGACGUUAUCUAUUGCUACAGCCGUAUCGUUGACAUCCAACCUGGAAACUACAAUGUCCGAUUCCAGAGAGCAGCACUCUAUCGGGAACUCGGACACAAUGGUAAGGCUGCUAGUGAGUACGAGCGUAUUUUGAACGACAAACCAUACAGCACUCGAGCUCUUCGACACAUAGCAGAGAUCUUCAUUGAUCUCAACGAUGUUGACCGGGCUAUCACCCAUUGGUCAAAAAGUGUCAACCAUUUCCUAUCGCUUGACCCAGACCGAGUUCGAGAUUUCUCCUGGUCCGAUAUCAACAUCUAUGCCGAGCUCUUUGGAUACGUGAGCCGGCCCAGGGAAGGGCUCUAUCACCUCAAAACGCUCUCUAGAUGGAUUUUGGGUCGCAAGGAUGACAUUAUGUGGGCGGAUUUUGAGGACGAUGACCGAGAAUGGGACUCUCAGGAUUCACCCCGCCGAAUCAAGACCGACGGUUACAUUCCUGGUCACUGGCCACGAGAUAGCUAUGGACUUGGGCUCCCUCUCGAGCUUCGUGUCAAAAUGGGGAUGUUCCGAUUGAGGAUGGGUGACAAGCAUCAUGGAGAGGCUAUGCAUCAUUUGGAAUACCUAAAUCCGGACGAUACCUCCGAGGGGGCUCGUAUCUUUGACUAUGGUGAUCUUUUCCGAGAAGUUGCAGAUGCCUUGAAAGAUGUUGGGUUGCUUGAAGAAGCGCUUCGCUUCUAUGAACCCAUUCAGCAGACCGCGGAAUAUGCAGACGUCGGCUUCUUCCUGGCCAUGGCCGAUUGUUGCAUGCAACUGGGCAAGAUCGAGGAUGCUGAAAGCUGCUACCUCACUGUUGCCGACCAUGACUCAAGUAACAUAGAGUCUCGCGCGCAGCUAGCAAAGCUCUACGACAGCCUCGGAAUGCCUGAUCAGGCAUACAAGUAUGUAAAUGAGGCUGUCUUGCUCAGCCGACAGGAAACAAGGACUCGUCGGAGAAGAAAAGAUGCUCGGCUGGAGCAGCUUGCUGCCGAAUUUAGGAGGUCUGAACCUGUGGCUCUCAGGCCUAUUGCGCCUAAACCUGGCCCAGUGGAGCCAUGGCCUGCGACUGUUUCUGGGGAACAAGAGCCUGCUGUACGGCGAGGUGAAGCUGCCCGUACAGAAGAUAUCAAGUUCCUUUAUGCAAUGAUGCAGCAACUGGAGCCCAAAGUUAAGGACGGAAAUGCCGAAGCUACCGAGGACUGGCUCGAUAUUGCUGAUGCCUUGCUACGCGAGUUCCGAUCAAAUCGGAUAUUUUACCCCAUGGCACGCACGACCGAAUUCCAGGGUUAUUCCAGCCAAGCACAACGGAGGGCCAACGGGUCUAAGAACAGUGUCUUUUUGAAUGAAAUGGAGGAAAUCGCGGGGCGCUUGCAGAAGUCGAGAGGUGGCGAAGACGAAGAGGAACCACUACAAGGUGCUAUUCCAACGGAAUAUCACGGCAUCUCAUUUGACAUGUGGUUGGACCUAUUCCUCCAAUAUUCCCUCACUAUCACCGAUCAGGGUGAGCCAAUUGAAGCCUACGAAGCCCUCGAAGGUGCCGCGACAGCUAGCGUUUGGUUUCACGAUAAGCGCAAAUCUCGCAUGAUCCAUGUUUGUUGGUUCACGUGUGCGCUUCGAGCCCAGGAUGAGGACGCGCUCACGACCGAGGCUCGUUGGUUCGUGAAGGAGUAUCAAUUUGUCACAGACACCUAUCGCCUCUUCUCGAUGCUGAGUCACCUAGCUGGGAAUCCUCGGAAGUCCCUCUUCAACUCCUCUCCGAGCAUGAAAUUUAUGCUCCGCCAGAUCAAGGCUAUGGACUUCACCCUUCCAGAUGCGGAUGACAAGCCCAAGCCGCCGCGGCAAUCAGUUUGGCGGGAACGUGCCGCUCUCUCCACCAAAGACGAGCAUGGGAAGGACAUUCCAGCGUCAGAGCUUGAUAUCGCUCUGCUUGUGCUUUACGGACACAUUCUCUAUUCGGGAAAUAGUUUCUACCCAGCAUUGAACUACUUUUUCCGCGCCUACGCUCUCGAUGAUCAGAACCCAGUUGUUCUUCUCUCCAUUGCACUCUGCUUCAUUCACCAUUCCCAUAAACGACAGUGUGAUAACCGACAUUAUCUCAUCAUGCAGGGUCUGUCAUUCAUGCAUGACUACCGCCGUGUCCGCGGGAAGCGCGGAGCUACACUGCAAGAGCGUCAAGAAGUGGAGUUCAAUUUUGCUCGUGUAUGGCACGGCCUCAACCUGUCUCACUUGGCUGUUGAGGGGUAUGAACGAGUCCUCCAAAUUGGCGAAGAGAUCCAUCAGCAGGCCAUGAAACAAUCCAAAGACUCAACGGACGACGCCGAUGUGGAUAUGAAUGGGGCUAGCGGUAUUGCGGUGACUUCAGGCCAGAACUUUGUGGAGGACUUCUCGCGCGAGGCUGCAUUUGCUUUGCAAUGCCUGCAUGUACUCGGUGGCGAUGCGGGUACUGCUAAGGAUGUCACGGAAAAGUGGCUUGUCAUUUAA
Penicillium subrubescens is the source of this 3213-nucleotide messenger RNA. Its product is annotated as tetratricopeptide repeat protein. Gene Ontology annotation, cellular component: transcription factor TFIIIC complex. Gene Ontology annotation, biological process: transcription by RNA polymerase III. NCBI's taxonomy places the organism in Eukaryota, Fungi, Ascomycota, Eurotiomycetes, Eurotiales, Aspergillaceae. The record is from RefSeq and is a predicted model, not a curated record. The transcript is spliced from 6 exons. The coding region runs from base 1 to 3213 and encodes 1070 amino acids. Gene Ontology annotation, molecular function: protein binding.